UGACGCAGCCGGAACAUGUCGUCCGCGGCCGAGCCUCCGCCGCCCCCGCCUCCCGAGAGCGCGCCUUCCAAGGCCGCGGCCGCGGGCGCCGGCGGGAGCAGCAGCGGCAACAAAGGCGGCCCCGAGGGCGGCGCGGCGCCGGCGGCUCCGUGUGCGGCGGGCGCGGGCCCCGCGGACGGCGAGAUGGAGCAGGAAGUAUUUGAUGAUGCAUCACCUGGAAAGCAAAAAGAAAUCCAAGAACCAGAUCCUACAUAUGAAGAAAAAAUGCAAACUGACCGAGCAAAUAGAUUUGAGUAUUUAUUAAAGCAGACAGAGCUGUUUGCACAUUUCAUUCAGCCCGCUGCUCAGAAGACUCCAACCUCACCCUUGAAGAUGAAACCAGGGCGCCCACGGGUAAAAAAGGAUGAAAAACAGAAUUUGCUCUCAGUUGGCGACUACCGACACCGUAGAACAGAACAAGAGGAGGAUGAAGAACUUUUAACAGAAAGCUCCAAAGCAACCAAUGUCUGUACUCGAUUUGAAGAUUCUCCAUCAUAUGUAAAAUGGGGUAAAUUGAGAGAUUAUCAGGUUCGAGGGUUGAAUUGGCUCAUCUCUCUGUAUGAAAAUGGCAUCAAUGGUAUCCUUGCGGAUGAAAUGGGUUUGGGAAAGACACUUCAAACAAUUUCUCUCCUUGGGUACAUGAAACACUAUAGAAACAUUCCUGGUCCUCACAUGGUUUUGGUUCCCAAGUCUACAUUGCACAACUGGAUGAGUGAAUUCAAGAGAUGGGUACCAACACUUAGAUCUGUUUGCUUGAUAGGAGAUAAAGAGCAAAGAGCUGCAUUUGUCAGGGAUGUUUUAUUACCAGGAGAGUGGGAUGUGUGUGUCACAUCUUAUGAAAUGCUUAUUAAAGAGAAGUCUGUGUUCAAAAAAUUUAACUGGAGGUACUUAGUUAUAGAUGAAGCCCACAGGAUAAAAAAUGAAAAGUCUAAGUUGUCAGAAAUAGUGAGGGAAUUCAAGACUACAAAUCGACUGUUGCUAACUGGGACGCCUCUUCAGAACAACUUGCACGAGCUCUGGUCACUUCUAAAUUUUUUGUUACCAGAUGUGUUUAAUUCAGCUGAUGACUUUGAUUCCUGGUUUGAUACAAAUAAUUGCCUUGGGGAUCAGAAGCUAGUUGAGAGGCUUCAUAUGGUUUUGCGUCCAUUCCUCCUUCGUCGAAUUAAAGCUGAUGUUGAAAAGAGUUUGCCUCCAAAGAAAGAAGUAAAAAUCUAUGUGGGUCUUAGCAAAAUGCAGAGGGAGUGGUAUACUCGGAUAUUAAUGAAGGAUAUAGACAUAUUAAACUCAGCAGGGAAGAUGGACAAAAUGAGGUUAUUGAACAUUCUGAUGCAGUUGAGGAAAUGCUGCAAUCAUCCGUAUCUCUUCGAUGGAGCUGAACCUGGUCCACCUUACACAACAGAUAUGCAUCUAGUUACCAACAGUGGCAAAAUGGUGGUAUUAGACAAGCUGCUCCCUAAAUUAAAAGAGCAAGGUUCAAGAGUACUCAUCUUCAGUCAGAUGACAAGGGUGUUAGACAUUUUGGAAGAUUAUUGCAUGUGGAGAAAUUAUGAGUACUGUAGAUUGGAUGGGCAGACACCCCAUGAUGAGAGACAGGACUCCAUCAAUGCAUACAAUGAGCCAAAUAGCACCAAGUUUGUUUUUAUGCUAAGCACACGUGCUGGUGGUCUGGGCAUCAAUCUUGCAACUGCUGAUGUAGUAAUUUUAUAUGAUUCAGAUUGGAAUCCCCAAGUAGAUCUUCAGGCUAUGGACCGAGCGCAUAGAAUUGGACAAACGAAGACUGUCCGAGUGUUUCGCUUUAUAACUGAUAACACUGUAGAAGAAAGAAUUGUAGAACGUGCCGAGAUGAAGCUCAGACUGGAUUCGAUAGUCAUUCAACAAGGGAGGCUUGUAGAUCAGAACCUGAACAAAAUUGGGAAAGAUGAAAUGCUUCAAAUGAUUCGACAUGGGGCCACACAUGUGUUUGCAUCAAAAGAAAGUGAAAUCACUGAUGAGGAUAUUGAUGGUAUUUUGGAAAGAGGUGCAAAGAAGACUGCAGAGAUGAAUGAAAAGCUCUCCAAGAUGGGUGAAAGCUCACUUAGAAACUUUACAAUGGAUACAGAGUCCAGUGUUUAUAACUUUGAAGGGGAAGACUACAGAGAGAAACAGAAGAUUGCAUUCACAGAGUGGAUUGAACCACCUAAACGAGAGAGGAAAGCCAACUAUGCUGUUGACGCCUAUUUCAGGGAAGCUCUCCGUGUUAGUGAGCCGAAAGCUCCCAAGGCACCUCGACCUCCAAAACAACCAAAUGUUCAGGAUUUCCAGUUCUUUCCUCCACGUUUAUUUGAAUUGCUAGAAAAAGAAAUCCUGUAUUACAGGAAAACUAUCGGGUACAAGGUGCCUCGGAGUCCUGACCUACCUAACGCAGCACAGGCACAGAAAGAAGAACAACUUAAAAUUGAUGAAGCGGAGCCCCUGAAUGAUGAGGAGCUGGAGGAGAAGGAGAAGCUUCUGACCCAGGGGUUUACUAAUUGGAAUAAGAGAGAUUUUAACCAGUUUAUCAAAGCGAAUGAGAAGUGGGGUCGUGAUGAUAUUGAAAAUAUAGCCAGAGAAGUAGAAGGCAAGACUCCAGAAGAAGUCAUUGAAUACUCAGCUGUGUUCUGGGAAAGAUGCAAUGAGCUCCAGGACAUAGAGAAGAUUAUGGCUCAGAUUGAAAGGGGAGAGGCAAGAAUUCAAAGAAGAAUAAGUAUCAAGAAAGCACUAGAUACAAAGAUUGGACGGUACAAAGCACCCUUUCAUCAGCUAAGAAUAUCGUAUGGAACUAACAAAGGAAAAAACUACACUGAAGAAGAGGAUCGAUUUCUCAUCUGUAUGCUGCACAAGCUUGGAUUUGACAAGGAAAAUGUUUAUGAUGAGUUACGACAAUGCAUUCGCAACUCCCCUCAGUUCAGAUUUGAUUGGUUUCUCAAGUCCAGAACUGCAAUGGAGCUCCAGAGGAGGUGUAAUACCUUAAUUACUUUGAUUGAAAGAGAAAAUAUGGAACUAGAAGAAAAGGAGAAGGCAGAGAAAAAGAAAAGAGGACCAAAGCCUUCAACACAGAAACGUAAAAUGGAUGGUGCCCCCGAUGGUCGAGGAAGAAAAAAGAAGCUGAAACUAUGAACACAUAUUUGUCUUAUAAUCACUAAACUAGUAGUUCUUUAAUUUACGGGUCUUCAUAAGAUGUGCUGUACAGUGCUCAACUGUUAUGUCAUUCAGACAUCAGCUCCAUCUGCUUACUGAGCUAGAAACAUAGGAUGUAGUUUCACUUUUUUAAAUGCAACAGCUGUGCUGAAAUUUUUUUUUAUCAUUAACACUUGAAGUAAUAAAACAGGCUUCAUUUAUUAAUAAAUGUUUCAUUUGAUUUA
Messenger RNA from Peromyscus eremicus (cactus mouse), 3419 nucleotides. RefSeq names its product SWI/SNF related, matrix associated, actin dependent regulator of chromatin, subfamily a, member 5 (gene Smarca5). Gene Ontology annotation, cellular component: nucleus; chromatin. Gene Ontology annotation, biological process: nucleosome organization; regulation of transcription by RNA polymerase II. The transcript has 24 exons. Gene Ontology annotation, molecular function: ATP hydrolysis activity; DNA binding; histone binding. The record is from RefSeq and is a predicted model, not a curated record. Lineage: Eukaryota; Metazoa; Chordata; Mammalia; Rodentia; Cricetidae. The coding region runs from base 16 to 3174 and encodes 1052 amino acids.